GGUAGAUUACUGCAUGUCAUUUUAAAGCGCGCUAAAAUAGUGGAAACAACAUAUACUCAGCACGACAUAAAAUUCUCCUGGUGUAAGAAGCUGAUUUAGGCUCUUUCAAAGCAGCGUUUAGGAUUCUUAUUGCCAGCAGUCAGCUUGCCUUCAUUUUAGGGCUGGGCGGUAUACUAUACAGUAUUUUACGAUCUACCGGGAUUGAUGCACGGACGGGAUUGUGUUUUUACUUUACCUUCUAUAAAGCAAACGUUGAUGCCUACAGAGUGAUGGAUCGAUACAAUGAUGUGAAGAUUCUUCUGAAAACCUGGGAGCAGUCAUUUGUUCAAGAACAUCAAAGAAAGCCCAACAAGGGUGAUAUUGACGCAGCCCCAGAAGAGGCUAAAAAGCUCUACAAAGAAUAUCGAACACUCAAGCAAGCAAAAGAAAACGGCAACAAUGGGCAUACAGACCCAACACCUACUGCACAGACUCAGUCAUCUGAGAAGGAAUCUGAUUGCUGGGGCACUCACCUGAACCGUAAGAGCAUGCCGGUGGCUGCCCCCAAACUGACGCUGACGCCCAAGGACAAGGAGUCCCUCCAAGCCUCGGCCCAGUACUUUGGCAUGAAGCUCAAAUCAAACCUGGGUGCUCUAACAAAGGAAAGACCGGUUUCUCUGAAGAAGUCGUUCACGCCACGUCGAACACCUCUGAAGUCCUGGAAAGACGGCCAGAGCCCAAACCCUGCAGCUGGUGCUGCAGGCAGCGAUACACUGUUAUCCCCUCUGCUAAUGCCAGCCAACACACGUCCACACCUCCUGGCCUGUCCAGUGCAGACAGGGACAGAACACCCACAGCAGCCCUUUGAGCCAAUACCAGCCUUCACGCCCUCCAAGCUGUGGUCUCCUGCAGCGGGGGCAUCCUCAUCAGACAGACCGGCAGGAAGUAGGGCCCAGCAGCUCAGACAGACCUUCACCAAGAGGUUAUCCUCUGUAGACAGCAGCUGGCUCGAGAGAUGUCAGGUGUUUGACGAGGUGGGUGUCGCGGAGAAGCCGGUUGUGGGUAAUUUGUCUCUCGCCGUGGUGUCGGAGGUAGAUUCACCACCGGCCAAAGGGGGAGGUGUUGGCGAGGGAGAGAACCCAGGACGUGCCGCCAGUUCCUUUGUCAUACCUUCCAUGCAGAAAGAAGGGACAACUCUCCUGGGGGAGAGGGCUUCCAAGAGUACCAUGCCACAGGCUCUGCCUUUUUCAGACGAGCAACAGCCCAAAAUUGGUUGUGGCGUAACGUCUGCAGCAGUCCCAGCCAGUCUGCGGUCCACUGGACAACACUCCUCAUUGGGGUCUGGCUCCGGAGAGGGAAAGGAUGGAGAAACCAGACCAGGUCUCAGAGGACAGGCCGAGGGCGGAACGUCAGAAGAGACAGCCAUCGGCGCCUCCACCGCCAAGAAAUCUCGAGCAAGGGCCAGAAAGGGCCGGGUAGGAAGGGUUGAAGAGGAGGCAGAGGUGUCGACGCAGCCACCACAGAAAGCUGAGGGUGACGAGCUCGGGCCGGAGAAGAAAGGUACGAAGAAAAAGGCCAAAAAGAGGCAAAGGGACCUUGACACAGAUGGAGAGAACCCUGACGACACAGAGAAAGAGGGGGCGGUGAAAAAGAGGAGAACCAAAAAGGUUACAGAGGCUACAGUUGAUGGCAGGAGUCCCAAAAAAGUCCCCAGAGUGAGGAAGAAGAAGGCUCAGACGGGUGAUGGAAAUGCUAGCGAGCAGGGGAGUGGUGAUGUCACAGAGAAGGAAGCAGUGAAGCAGAAACCAAGGGUUCCACAGGAGAACCUCCUAGGAGAGGUGGAUGAGGAAGAUGUCAAAGCUGCCAGGAACAGAGGGAGCAACACUAUGAGACCUAAACCUACCAAGAACUCGGACUGUAACUUUGUAAGGAUCAACCUGAAAAAUAAGUCUCAUGUCAAAGGAUACGCAUGUAGGGGCGCUGGCCUACGGAAGCAGUUGACCAUGGAGAAGUUCCAGCUAAAGGGGGAGAGGUUUGGAGGACCAGACUCGCGGUUUAGAGGGGGAAGAAGCAGAGGAGGGUUUAGAGGGGGAAGAGGCAGAGGAGGGUUCAAUCAUCCAGGGGACAGCUGCUUCAAGUGUGGAGGCACAGGGCACUGGGCUAUGAACUGCAAGGGCAGAGUUGGAGCUCCAGUAGACAGUGCUGCUGCUGAUGAGGCGUCUGCGGUUGAGGAGCCCUUCGAACUGCCAACCUUGGAAGAAGUUGCCCGGGCAACGGGAACUCUACGUUCCGAGCCUCGGGUGGCGCCCCCCAUUGUUAAAGAGGAGAAUGAGGGUCUGGGGGACAAGCAGGAGGAUGGUGGUGACGAGGUCUUGUUGAAUGUGAUCAGGCCGGAUUACGAGCGCCUGCUCCCUCCGCCCCCCAUGCAGCCCCUCUACCCCCUAGGGGAGGACGGCAAAGUACAAGCGGUGCCCUCUGAAGUUAAUGAAGCACUUAAAGACUUUGGGUACAAGUCUUUCAGACCAGGGCAGGAACAGGCCAUCAUGAGAAUUCUAUCAGGUCUGUCCACGCUAGUGGUGCUUUCUACGGGCAUGGGCAAGUCUCUGUGCUACCAGCUGCCUGCCUACCUCUAUGCCCAGAGGUCUAACAGUAUCACUCUGGUGGUGUCACCACUUGUGUCUCUUAUGGAUGAUCAGCUUUCUGGACUCCCAUCCAAGCUGAAAGCGGCUGCCAUUCACUCCAAUAUGUCUAAAAAACAGAGAGAGGUUGCCAUUGAGAAGGUUAAGGCAGGUAAGGUCCAUGUCCUGCUCCUGUCCCCUGAGGCGUUGGUAGGUGGAGGUCACUCUGGCUCUGGCUGUCUUCCCCCAGCUGACCAGCUCCCCCCGGUGGCCUUCGCCUGUAUCGACGAGGCCCACUGUGUCUCAGAGUGGUCACACAACUUUAGGCCCUGCUACCUGCGUCUCUGCAAGGUGUUGAGGGACCGUCUGGGCGUGCGUUGCCUGUUGGGUCUGACUGCCACCGCCACCCUGUCCACAUCCCUGGACAUCGCUCAAAACCUGGGCAUCACUGACCAGGACGGUGUUGCUGUCCGCUCAGCCGCAGUGCCUAACAACCUGCAGCUGUCUGUCUCCAUGGACCGAGACAAGGACCAGGCCCUGGUGUGUCUGCUGAAGGGUGAGCGGUUUGGGUCUCUGGAGUCCGUCAUCAUCUACUGCACCAGGAGAGAGGAGACGACCCGUAUAUCUGCCCUGCUCAGGACCUGCCUGCAGGGGGUGCUGUUGAAGGAGUCUAACCGUACAGCUAGUCAGGAGGCAGAUGACAACCCUGUAGGGAAGAAGAAGAAAGCUUUGGCCAGGAAGAAGAUCCGUAAGCCUCUGAAGUGGAUGGCUGAGUCCUACCAUGCCGGCAUGUCGUCCUCCGAGCGUCGUCGUGUCCAGAACAACUUCAUGUGUGGUGAGCUGCGAGUGGUGGUCGCCACGGUAGCCUUCGGCAUGGGCCUGGACAAGUCGGACGUGCGUGGAAUCGUGCACUACAACAUGCCCAAGAGCUUUGAGAGCUACGUGCAGGAGAUCGGGAGGGCAGGGAGAGAUGGGGAACCGGCCCACUGUCAUCUCUUCCUGGAUCCUGAGGGAGGGGACCUGCAUGAGUUGCGGAGGCACAUCUAUGCCAAUACGGUGGAUUACUAUACUGUGAAGAAGAUAGUGCAGAAGGUGUUUCCUCCCUGCAGGUGCAGACAGAUCCACCAGAACCAGCAGGACCUAACCAGGACUCAGGAGGAGGUUGAUGACUCCGAGAUGAUGGAACUGAUGGACACCUGUGAUGAGAACCCAGUUGAAACACCGGAACACACAACAGAGACUGGUCAGAACACCCCCGUCGAGAAGUUGGAACAGGCCAAAGUUCCUACUGAGGAUGUAUCAACUUUUCAACCACUGGACGGAGAGCAGAAACACCCACCAGAGUCAAGUGUUCCAUUUCCCCAGAGAGGGGAUGGCGAACAUGAAGAGGAGGAGCAGACAGGGGGAGGUGAUGAUUGGCCCACGACUAGGGUGUGUCAAACCCAUGAGAGGGCCAUACCUAUGCAGGACACUGUGGAAGCCCUGGACAUCACUGAGGAAGGUUUGGAGACUCUGCUGUGCUAUCUGGAGCUGCACCCUCAGCAGUGGGUAGAGCUGCUCCACCCCACCCUCUCCACCUGUAAGAUGGUCUGUUACAACGGCCCGCAUCAACUCCGCAAACUCACCAAAAUCUGCCCACCUGUUGCCGUAGUGUUAGCCCGAAAACGGCUGGCAGGGGAGCGAGUGGACACCUGUGAUUCGGUCGACUUUGAUGUGGUGGAGGUGGCAGACACUAUGGGCUGGCAGCUGGGUCUGGUGAAGAGAGGCCUCAGACAACUACAGUGGGCCACAAACAGAGGAGUCUUGGUGGAGUUCUCCAACCUGUCCUUCUACUUCCGUUCCUACGGUGAUUUGACCCCGGAUGAGAUGGACCGGGUGUGUGAGUUCCUGCAUGGCAGGGUGGUGGCCCAGGAGAGGACCAAACUGUACCAGCUCAAAGCCUGCUUCAAGGCCUUCCGCAGCGUUGCAUUCAAGAGCUGCAGUGUCUGUGCGGACAAGCUGGACGAGAGCAGAAGCCUGAAGCUGAAAGGGCUUCUGGGGGAUUACUUUGAUAAGAGGAGAGAACUGGACCUGAGCAGGAAGUUCCAGGAGGAGAAGGAUGGCGAGGACGAGGAGGAGCUGUUGUUGAAAUGCAAGAUGAAGGACUUCGAGGGUCAGAUCAGAGCAGACAUUCAGAGUUUCCUGGGCAACCGCAGUGAUGAGAAGUUCUCUGGCAGAGCCGUCGCUAGAAUAUUCUUUGGAAUUGGGAGUCCAUGUUACCCAGCUCAGACCUUCGGCAGGGACAAGAGAUACUGGAGAAAAUACAUCCAAUUUGAUUUUAAUGAAAUCAUCCGCUUUGCUAUUCAGGAGAUCAUUCGAUUCAAGUGAUGAAAUACCUACUCUAUCUAAAAAAAUAAAAAAUAAAAAAAUGUUUUAAAAAAAUAUAUAUAAAAAUGCUGCAACCAUUAACAUUUUUUUUUAUUUAUAAAUGGCUGUUUUAUGGUGUGGUUUCUGUAUUUUUGUUAUGUUUGUUUGGUGUACUGUACAUUUCAUGUAAUGUUCUUUGUAUGCCAAUUUAAUAAAAUGUAUUUUGUAAGGGUAA
Messenger RNA from Oncorhynchus keta (chum salmon), 5178 nucleotides. Its product is annotated as ATP-dependent DNA helicase Q4-like. The record is from RefSeq and is a predicted model, not a curated record. Gene Ontology annotation, biological process: telomere maintenance; DNA replication; double-strand break repair via homologous recombination. Gene Ontology annotation, cellular component: chromosome; nucleus; cytoplasm. Gene Ontology annotation, molecular function: nucleic acid binding; four-way junction helicase activity; zinc ion binding. The transcript has 26 exons. Bases 270 to 4964 code for a protein of 1564 amino acids. Lineage: Eukaryota; Metazoa; Chordata; Actinopteri; Salmoniformes; Salmonidae.